This is a messenger RNA of Pyrus x bretschneideri (Chinese white pear), 1459 nucleotides long. RefSeq names its product protein-S-isoprenylcysteine O-methyltransferase A. Gene Ontology annotation, cellular component: endoplasmic reticulum; membrane. The record is from RefSeq and is a predicted model, not a curated record. Gene Ontology annotation, molecular function: protein C-terminal S-isoprenylcysteine carboxyl O-methyltransferase activity. NCBI's taxonomy places the organism in Eukaryota, Viridiplantae, Streptophyta, Magnoliopsida, Rosales, Rosaceae. Gene Ontology annotation, biological process: C-terminal protein methylation.
UCAAGUUAUCAAAACUAGAGAAAAAUUUAUCUAAAAAAGUUCAAAAGUUGAUAAAUAUCAUUGAUAUUCAUUGUUUUUCUUAAAUCUCGCCAAUGUAGGAUGAAGUUUAUAAUUUCAUCCAUUUUUUUCAUAUCGAUCCGUGGUUUUUUGAAUAUUUCGAUGAUAAUUUUGACAAUAAAAGGACUUGAAAGAAAUUUGGCUCAAACGUGGGGACGAGAACGUAAUUUGAUCGUAUUAGAGUUGAGGAGUGAGGACUGACUCGAACGAGGGCUUUGAUGGAAAGAAAAACCAUACAUGAAAAAAGCUUCUUCCUUGAUCUUGAACUGGAUUUGGUAAGCUCGCUCACCCACAACCACAAAUUGAACACCACGGUGACUGUAGAUCCCCUGCAAACGCAAACAGAUUAGUACCUAUCAGAAUAUCAGUAUCAAUUAUCAUCAGGAUAUGUCCGUGUUGAAGCAUAUUUGGGGUGAUGUCAAAGGACAUUUUUUGGCUUCAACAUCAUGUAGUGGUUCAUCUUUUCCAGGUCUCACUACAGUAAAUCAGAGCCAAAUAUUGAUUCGCUCUAUUGUACCAAACAUGGCGCAUCUCUUCAGUUACACGGCCUGCAGACAGUUGUCUCAGAUGUUCCUGGCAGUAAUCUUUUUUCAUGGUUCUGAAUACAUUUUAGCGGUUGGCAUUCACGGGAAAUCAAACGUUACUCUUAAGUCUCUUCUGAUCAGCAAAAGCUAUCUUCUUGCCAUGGUUUUUUCCUUGCUGGAGUACUGUGUUGAAAUUAUUUUGUUCCCUGGUCUGAAGGAACACUGGUGGGUCAGCAACUUAGGCCUUGCAAUGGUCAUAAUAGGCGAAAUCAUACGGAAGAUGGCAAUAAUUACGGCCGGUCAGUCCUUCACACAUCUUAUAAGGACUCAUCCCUCAGAGCAUCACCGAUUGAUUACGAAUGGAGUUUAUAGAGUUGUUCGUCAUCCUGGUUACUGUGGUUUCUUCAUAUGGUCGGUGGGUACUCAGAUAAUGCUCUGUAAUCCCAUAUCAACAAUUGCAUUUGUACUUGUAGUUUGGCGCUUCUUUGCGCAAAGGAUUCCGUAUGAAGAGUAUUUCUUGAGGCAGUUUUUUGGGUCGCAGUACGAGGAAUAUGGCCGACGGAUUCCUUCCGGGGUGCCUUUUGUAAAGUGAAGAUCCUAAUCCUUGGUAUUUAGGCAUGGAUGAGUUUCUCUUGCCACACUUGAUCAAGAAUAGUGUCGUCUUGUUGAACUGAUAAAUGGGUUACAAGGGAGACGGAUUGCUUCAUUGCCUCCUGCAGCUUAGUGGUUGCUUGGAGGCUUGGAGCGGCUCAUAUUCGGUGAAAGCAUUGGUGAGAGAAUGCAUCCAUCCCUGAUUCCUGUUGUACCAUUUAUUUACAGAAUUUAUCAACCAAUUUAUAAGGCUUUAAUUUGGAGGAAACGGAAAAUUCCCAACUUUA